AUGACUAAUAUUGAGCCAAAAUAUUCACAGCUGAGCCUGAGCCCAAGUCAGACCCUGAACCCAAGUGAGAGCCUAAGCCCAAGUAAGACCCUGAGCCAAAGUAAGACCCUGAACCCAAGUGAGAGCCUAAGCCCAAGUAAGACCCUGAGCCAAAGUAAGACCCUGAACCCAAGUGAGAGCCUGAGCCCAAGUAAGACCCUGAGCCAAAGUCAGAGCCUGAGCCCAAAGCCAAGUCUAAACCCAAGUCGGAGCCUCAAGCCUGAACCUAAGCCCAAGUCAGAGCCUGAGCCCAAGUCAGAACCUGAGCCCAAGUCAGAACCUGAGCCCAAGUCAGAACCUGAGCCCAAGUCAGAACCUGAGCCCAAGUCAGAACCUGAGCCCAAGCCUGAGCCCAAGUUAGAACCUGAGCCCAAGUCAGAGCCAAAAGCUUGA
This is a messenger RNA of Asterias rubens (European starfish), 432 nucleotides long. Its product is annotated as protein TonB-like. Lineage: Eukaryota; Metazoa; Echinodermata; Asteroidea; Forcipulatida; Asteriidae. The record is from RefSeq and is a predicted model, not a curated record. The transcript has 2 exons. Bases 1 to 432 code for a protein of 143 amino acids.